GCCUGCGAACCUGGCCUCCUAGCUGACCGAGAGGAGCGGGCGGUGGGGCCUAAUCCCACUUCCCCGAACGCUUCGCGCCCACUGUGUCACAGACGCUAGGCCUGGGCCAGCCCAGCCGUUCGGUUGUCGUCUGUUCGCUCGAAGUGUGUGGCUUUGUUUAUUUUAUGUCCUGCUCUCCGUUUCCAGCAGCUGACGCGCGGAGUCCUGUGCGCCCUCCCUCCGCCCAGGUGCCUGGAAAAUGGAUAAGACUUUGAAAAGAAUUCAUCCAGUUUCUGAUCCAGGAGCAACAUAUUUUCUACAAGUAUCAUGGGAAAAAGAUAUAGGCACUGGCUUUGACAUAGUACUUAGUGAUGGUCAAAGUGCAUGGACUGGGACAGUAUCUGAAGCUGAAAUAAGCAGGGAGGCUGCUGACAUGGAAAUGAAUAGAGAAAAGUAUGUUGAAGAACUGAAGAAAGCAUUGAUAGCUGGAGAAGAAUCAGCUGGCAAAUAUAACUUUGCUAUUUCAAGAGAUGACGAAAGUAUGAAAUGUCUCUUCUCCUAUGAAAGAAAUCUGAAAGAUGGCUCUUUUAGGCUUGGAUCUCUGAAGCUACAGAAAGUUUCAAGUGCAGCAGAAGUGAUUAAGGAACUGCUUAGCUACUGUCUGGACCGCCUGGGGAGAUUACAGGCAAAAAAUGAGCAUCUGCAAAAAGAAAAUGAAAGGCUUUUGAAUGAGUGGAGCGAUGUGGAGAAGCGGCUGGAAAAAUGUGUUGAAGCUAAAGAGGAACUAGAGGCAGAUCUUUAUGGCCGCUUUGUUUUGGUGCUGAAUGAAAAGAAAGCAAAGAUAAGAAACUUACAGAAGUUACUGAGUGAAGCUAAAGAAUCUGCAGCAGAAGCCAAAUGUACAAGGGAUAAUAAAGGUACCACUCAGAUGGCUACAGGGAGAGAAAAUGACUAUGAUGGCAGUACUGAUGAGGAAAGUGAGAAUUUAACGCGGGCCUCAUUACCAUCAGGACCAGAACAAAGGGAUUCCAUUUUGGGUAGCCCAGAUGUCAUUGAAACCGCCCCAAGAAGAAAGCGAAGACAAAGGACAGCAAAGCCUGCUGGAACAGGAGCUAAGGUGGCUGCUUAUGAGGCAGAACUGCCAGACAAGGAAAAACCUGAUGUGACCUCAGAGAAGGCAUCGGGCAAGCAUUCCCUGGAUAUGAUGUCUCUUGAAACACUGGAAAACACUCCUGAGCCAGAAGAUCUGUUUGAUGACAUCUAGCUGUGUGUUGGCUGAGAAACUGAGAGGCUGGUGCCUCUAAUAAAGAUGAGCUGUAGAACUAAAAGUCUUUGUUGUAGACGCUGAGCUGAAGUCUUAACUAUAAAGUGGUAUUCAAUGACAUAUUGCUGUAAUCCUCUUGCACUGCACUUGUCCUCAUUCUUCACUACGCAGUUGUAGACCCUUGGCCUGCUAGGCUUGAUUUGUGGCCGCCUUGAAAUCAGUUUAGCCUCCGUGUAGAUCUUUUAUCAUGUAUAUGAGGGGAAGGAAAGGAUGAUCAUAGCGUUUUUACAUCCUUAACAGUCUCUGGCUGCUGAUUGUAUCCAGGAUCAACUAGUGUUCAGAUAUCCUGAGAGAAGAACAGGUGUGAAGAAGAUUAAGGCCACCACUGUGCUCACCCUAUAUACUGCCCUUUUCUUGACAAGCUUGGCUUAGAUGUGGUCUAACUAAAUAAUCUUCAUUUUGCUGAUGUACAGCUUCCUAAACUGUCCAUUUAGAAUGAUAUUUUCUGAUGUGAAGCAUCUGAAGAAUGAUCAUUUCACUUUUAUUGGAAUAUUCUCUGCAUCAUAAUGCAUUAUAAGGUGUUCUAGCUUUUGGGAGUAAAGUGCUUAUCAAGUCAAUAUUGACUGUAUUUUAACCUUUGGUAGAAACCAUCAGCCUUGAAUAUUGCAAAUUUUGAUACUUCAUAAUUUUCUCAAGGUGAUUUCUAAAAUAAACAAAGUGCAUUCUAAAAAUAUAUCAGUUUGGGUUUUAUUUGCUUAGACAUGAGUAAAGGGACUAGCUAGCAAAACGGAUGACCUUUUCUUGGCCAAACCUGAUGCAGUUAGAUUUAAAGGCUGCUUUAUCAAAGAAAUAACUUAGCAAGAUCCAUUUACCUUCAUCAGUCAAAACAAUACAGAACUAUGCACGCAUGUCAGGUUUCUUCUUUGCAGUAUUAAGAGCCUGAGUAAAUUCUAAUUUAAGCCAGAGAGUGCUGUUUUUUCUGUCUCAGAAAGAGAUGAUGCAACAACAAUUUUACACAUGUCACUAAUACCACUGAAGUAAGCAGGGCUGUGCAGCAUAGUCCUGCUUCUUUGCUCUGUGACUUGCAAUAGUCCUUGGAAACUACUUGGUGUUUUUGAAAUGGCAGCUUGUUUAGGACCUGGUUCUGCCAGAAUUCAAUGUUAUAUUUAACUAAAAGCAUCCAUGUUAGUAUUAGCAAGUUCAGGGCCUCUUUUAAGAAUCUACAUGAGUAUCUAGGAACAUCAUAUGUUUGAGCAUUCCGUUCUGGAAAACAUGGUCACUGCAUUUUAAAGUCACAAAAGGCUUUGGGACAAUGUUAUCAAUCACGCAGUAAAAACAUGAAUGGCCACAAUAUUUUGCUUGCUACAAAGGCUUUGUGCCUGAGAAAUGACAGGACCACAAAAGACCUAUUCAUACACCCAUUCACAGACACUGCCUGAUUUAAAAUCUUCCAGCGCUGAUCUGACAAUGCUUUCAGCAAAAGCUUGUAUAUAGUUUCAGUUUUAACGUGAAAAUGUUCCAUGACUUAACCCAGAAUAGAAGAGCUUGGUUUACUUGUGCCUGCAGCAGAAAAUGAGAAUAAAUGGAGCUGAACAUCCCAUGAAACUCUGCUUUCAAUAAACUGUUGGUUUCUAACAGUAAAAUGUUGUUAUGUAAAUACGAAAUGUUACACGCAGUUGGCAGGUGUAAUAAAAGUCUGACAGAAUGUU
This is a messenger RNA of Pogoniulus pusillus (Red-fronted tinkerbird), 2952 nucleotides long. RefSeq names its product X-ray repair cross complementing 4 (gene XRCC4). NCBI's taxonomy places the organism in Eukaryota, Metazoa, Chordata, Aves, Piciformes, Lybiidae. Bases 239 to 1243 code for a protein of 334 amino acids. The record is from RefSeq and is a predicted model, not a curated record. Gene Ontology annotation, cellular component: nucleus; DNA ligase IV complex; DNA-dependent protein kinase-DNA ligase 4 complex. Gene Ontology annotation, biological process: positive regulation of ligase activity; response to X-ray; double-strand break repair via nonhomologous end joining. The transcript is spliced from 8 exons. Gene Ontology annotation, molecular function: DNA binding.